CUCCAGACUUAUAUGCAUGUCUGGCGCUCUUGUUUCAAAUUGAGGCGCGAAAUUCUUUGCAUUGCGGGCGCAUUGUGUAGAUUGAGAUUGAGAUAAAGAAAAUUGGUGUAAAUUGUUUGUUUAUAGUGCUUAUACCUUGGCUUAUUUCGUGUAAUCGUAAUUUCUCAGUGAAGUGGUUGAUAUUUCUACACGGGGUGAUGUCCAUAAUGAACAUCAUACAAAGGACAGUGAGGAAAGGACCCCAGCUUGCACAGCAGGCUCGUACCUGCUACCAGGGUGCAUAUGGGGAAAAAUGUCUGAACAGUGUCACUCUGCUUGGUCGAGCUGGGUCUGUUGCCCAGAAACGUGGAACUCCUGAUAGCCCUGUGGUUAUAUUUUCACUGGCCACAAACUCCUACCACAAGAAUGCAGAGGGCGAUGUUACCCAGCACGUGCAAUGGCAUCGAAUCAGCGUGUUCCGGCCGAGCCUACGGGAAACUGUGUUCAGCAACCUGGCCAAGGGACAGCGAGUGCUGGUGCGGGGCAGCAUCAGCUACUACACGGUACAGGACAACUACAACAACACGAGCACGGCGACCUCCAUCAUUGCCGACGACGUCAUCUUCCUGAGUCGGACGCGCGAGGGCAGCUACCAGGCGUCCGACGAGACGGCCGAUGACGACCUGAAGUGAUCACUCAGACACGGGUAAUCGUUUGGGGAGGUUUCGGGGAUAAUCGCGCGGGUCAAUUACCCGCUUUUGGCCCGAUUUUGUAGAUCUCCUAGUUCAGAGAUGGUUCAGUCAAAGAUGAAGUCGUUUUGUAUGCCUUUUUUGUACCAAGUGAAGUGUGCCAUCGGGACGAGAAGUACGUUUGCCUUUUGGUGAGUUGUGAUGUGGAAAGCAGUGAAGUGUGACUGAUAGUUGUUCGCCCCUGCAUCGUGUCGUACCUGCACCAUGAAUGAAGUGUCACGCUGACAGCUGAAAUCGAAACUGCUUUUGCAAAGUAUACGCCUUUGUAAAUAAAUAGUUGGCCGCUGCUGACAACCACAACUUGGCACAAGACGUCCAAAAUUGCUAUGGCGACUCGAAUUUAGGGAAACCCAUACUUUCACAAGCAUUUUCAUCUGUGGGCGGAGAAAUUGUUCGGUUACGAGAUCUGGCGUACAGUAAUACUGCCACUGUGCAAUCAUUAUCCGACCGUGCUUCCGAUGGGUGUAAGUGAACACACAAAGCUUACAACGAUGUCUCUUGAUGAAAAUGUUUUAUUUAAUUACACCAUUGUACAGUG
This is a messenger RNA of Amphibalanus amphitrite, 1266 nucleotides long. It is a transcript of the gene mtSSB, whose product is annotated as single-stranded DNA-binding protein, mitochondrial-like. The transcript has 5 exons. Lineage: Eukaryota; Metazoa; Arthropoda; Thecostraca; Balanomorpha; Balanidae. Gene Ontology annotation, molecular function: single-stranded DNA binding. Gene Ontology annotation, biological process: mitochondrial DNA replication; positive regulation of helicase activity. The record is from RefSeq and is a predicted model, not a curated record. The coding region runs from base 198 to 671 and encodes 157 amino acids. Gene Ontology annotation, cellular component: mitochondrial nucleoid.